Pieris macdunnoughi is the source of this 5853-nucleotide messenger RNA. The record is from the annotation of a GenBank genome assembly. Lineage: Eukaryota; Metazoa; Arthropoda; Insecta; Lepidoptera; Pieridae.
AUGUCGUGGAUGAAUCGGGCUCAAAGCGGCGCGCCCCAGGCGCCGCGGCCGGGGCCCGAUCAGACACCGUAUAAUACCAAUCAGGCAUAUGGUGCUCAGCCAAAUAUAUACCAAAACUUUCAAUCUGGACAAAAUACACAACAACAGAGUAUGUACCCAGUGCAGCAUGAACAACAACAACCACCACAAUUUGAUCAGCAAUAUGGACAAGUUUAUUCACAGUCUAGCUAUGGCAACAAUUCUAAUGAGUUAUAUCAACAACCACCUCAAUUUAAUCAAAACUACCCUAACCAAAAUUAUGACAAUGUGCAACAGGGAUAUCAGCCAAACUUUUACCAAAAUACUUCAACUCAACAACAGGUAUUCAAUCAAAAUGUACCUAACAAUGAUACAUGGGAAGACAACUGGGGUUGGGGAUGGGAUGAUGCAUCAAAACAAAGUCAAAAGAAUGUUAGUCAAGUACCUGUACAAGUCACUCAGGAACCAGUGUACAAUCAAAAUGCUAAUAUUAUUGAAGAAAGUUUUUCUUCCAAUGACAACUGGAAUUGGAGCAUGGAAAACAAACCAAAAGAACCUUCCUUAAAAUGUGAAGAAAAAUUUAAUACACCUGAUAAAAACCAAAUUAAUGCGAAUGCGCUUCCUUAUAGCCAGGGAAAUGUUAACACUACUACUUCCUUAAAUUCUGAACAAGUAAAAACUUUAAAUGAUAGGGAUGUUGUUAAGGAACAAAUGCCUAACUUGAUGAUGGGUAAGCGAUUCAAUCUGGAAAACCUAACACCCCAAUGGUCUAUUGAGUCUCAAAUGUCUCAAGAUUCUAGUGAUGGUCCUUUAACACACUCGGAAGGAACUCACAGUACACAUAGAAGUGAAAAUCAGUCCAGAAAUUCUAACAAAAGCAGCCCAGGGCCAAAUAUUGACUCCACAACUUUUAAUUUUUCACAGACUGUUCAUGAAAUGUCUGAUCAAGUAAAUGAACUUACAAAGUCUAUAGAAGACUCGGUUUCCGAGAGUCAUAAUAUGCAUAAUGCUAAUUUAUUAGACAAUUCUAAUGAAUUAUCACAAUCUAUGAGUCAAAUGCAUAUAAAUAAAAUAGAGCAAUCUGAAAAUGUAAAUAAAGAAGGACCUAUAACUGAACACUUAGAAAACACAGUGACAGUAACCAAUACAUAUGCUUCAAAUGUGAACCAGAGACCAUCACCGCUUCCAUCUCCAGCAACAAAUCUCCAACAGACUCCUUUGCAAUCUAUCUCAAGCUUGCACUCUAGACAUUCACCAAUGCCUCCUGCUCCCCCUGUCACUGGGUCCAGUCAACAAAAUUUGAAUUUGCCUCCUCGAAAUUCUACAAAUACUAUAGCAGUUACUAAUAAUGUGGUGCCUACUCAAACAUCUCAUCCAGCAACAGGUUGUUUGCCACCACCACCAAACUUUUCAUCAUCUUCAACUAAUCCUUUCAAGCAUGCUGGACCAUUUUCACACAAGACAAUUGGAGUGACACAACAUAAUUCUUAUCCAAUGCCACAAGCAAUAUCUUCUGCUUCUAAUUUGGUAUCACCUGCAGCCGUAAGUAAAUUAGUACAGGGCAGAAUGCCAGAUGGUUUUGGAGCGAACUUAGAAACCACACCAGACAACUCAGAAAGACCUGACCAAUUACCUCCCUCAACAUAUAGAUCAUCUAUCACACAAAAUAUGCCUGACAAUUUAGAGGUGGCACCACAGAAUGAUAGAAAUGAAUAUUUACAAACGGCUCAUUUAUCUGGAAAUGAUUUUGGAGAAAACACUGACUUCAGUCGACCCCCACCUUCUGGAUCUCGAAGAAUGGGGGUAGGUCAACAAGAUUUAGAAUAUAAUCAAGACUUGAACAUCUCAGGUGAAGAACCACCUCCUGGUCUUGCACGUAUGGUCCCUGGCCAGCAAACAGAGUCAGAUAAUACUUAUAAUCAGGCUAGUGAGGUUUAUAUGGAUAGGCACAUAGAUGGUCAACCCACAGAUAGCAUAAAUAGGCCGUAUCGAAGGGCUGAUGGACAACAGACUCCAGAUGAAUAUGUACAAACUUCACAGAAUAGAGGAAGUGACAGAAGACUAGUUGGUUUGGAUAGAAUGGUGCCUGGAGAGCCAAGUAAUGAUGACUAUUCACAAUUUCAGAACACUAACUAUAGCGGAACUAAUGAACAACGUGUUGUCACCGGUGUUGACAAUAGCUUCCCAAUAACAACUGAAGUUGGUUUAUCAGAAGUUCGCGAACAGAAUGUGGAUGGCUCAGACUACACUGAGCAGAAUUUGACUAGUACUUCUCGUAAUGUAAUAGGUGCCCGCGAAACAAGCAAUGUUACCACGCCCGAGUUUAAUCUAACUGUGGAGGAUCAGCAGAGGGAAAUAACUAUGGAAGGAGAAAACUUACAAGAUCUUAGUAUGGUGUCCUCUGCUGAUUUAUCAUUCCGAGAGCAUACCUUUGAAACUACUAAUAUUAAUAUUGGCUCUAACAUGGAAAGUAAUGAUGCUGGCCUUGAAUAUAUAGGUAAUAAUUCCCGGAAACAAUCCCUUAAUCGGUCUUCUGGUGACUCUGGUGAAUCUGAAGGCGACAGAGGCUACAAAGCUUCCCCGCGAAAAGAUCGUGAAAAGCACAAACCAUCAAGAGAUCGUGACAAAGAUUUAAAGUACCCAAGAGAUGAUCGAAAAUACGAACGAGACUCCGAACGACGGCCUCAUCCCGAAGACAGACGCUCAGAAAGGGAACGAAGAGACAAGGAAAAGGAUAAAGAACGAGCAAGGAGGGACAGAGACGAUAGCCCUGAGUCCCGUAGGCACCGUCGUAGCGUUCGUAGCCGACGUUACGAGACAGAAGAUACUGACUAUUAUAGUGACAAGGAGAGAGAUCGCAGGCGCUACCGUGAAGGUUCAUAUUCAUCAAAACUGCCUCGUCCUGAAGAAAAGGAUAGGCGAUAUGACGAUCGACGACGCCACAAUACAAUAGAGCGAGAGCGGCGACACGACGACGAGCGCGAAAGACGGCGGCCAAAGGAUCGCUACGAACGACGCUAUAGGGAAAUUGACCCUACACGCCGCCACCCGCGACGCCCAGAUGAAGAUAGAAGACGAGUUGUGACAUUUUCGAGCGAUGCUAAAUCGGAGUCAAGUAAAGGAGGAGAUACGUACUCGUCAGGUUCUCGUGCCGGGUCACGUGAAGCCACUGCAACAGAUGAAGAUCCAGACGAGCCCAGGAGAAGGCCUCGCGAUGAGAGAAGGCGGCAUAGGACCAGACCGGAUCCACCAUAUGACGAGUACGCGAUGAGUGGUUACGGCGGUGAUGCGUACGCUGCGCAGUAUGAAUACUACGAACGCUUGCGACGCACUGACCCCGCCGCUUACAUGCGAUUGUAUCAUCAGAUUAUGGCUGGACAUCUUCAACAACAUCGCUAUCCUGGUUAUGAGUUGCGAGGAGAAGAGCGUGGUAGCGUGCACUCGGGCCGGUCCAGUGCGAACGGACUGAAGGGACCCGACGCGUACUACGGGGGGCUGCUGCAAGCGCCGCCAACAUUCCGCACUGAUGUGUCCGACAGAGAGGUGACCACAGACGCGUCCCUUAAUCUGCAACUGGAAGACUCCACGGUGCGCUCCGAACGAAUGACGCCCUUUAAAUACUCCACAGCACAUAUCAAGGGGACCCUAUCCGCUGGGACUCUCGUGGUGGUACGUGCGGCAUGGCCGGCAGAUGGGCGACCAGCACCGGUGCGACUAUUACCACUCACAGCUUUACUGGCAGCUGACCCCAUGGCCCAGGAAUUAGCUGCACUGCCCGGACCACUCGUUAGAGUACUACUUAAACUUUUUAUUUACGUUUGUUUCAGGGGUGUGACUCACAAGAAGACCGUGAUAGAGUAUUGCAUGACCCGGGUACGAGAUGCCCCUCGGUGUGAGGCGGCGCGUCGUGACGUCACAGGGUACACACUUGUUUGGGAACUGCUCGCUCUACUACUGAGACAGAAUGGGGUGGUGAUGGGAUCGGACGUAGCAGAGCUGUUGAUGAAUAACGCUAAAGAAUAUGAGUACCGAGUGCCCUCACUUACACCACCCUCAGAACGCGUCGCGUCUUCGGCAAGCCUUAACUGUGAAGAAGAAGCGGCUGAUGUUCAAAUUACACCACCUCUGCCAACCCCAGCAGAACCAGAGGUGAUGGUGGACGAAAAAGAGGCAACAGAAAAGCUUAGAGAGCUACUCAUGUAUGGCAGUCAGCAGGAAGCACUUGAAUGGGCGAUGAAUAAGGGGCUAUGGGCACACGCCCUCACCUUAGCAGCAGGAUGCGAACGCCGAACACGUGGUGCCGUAUCUGCGCGAUUCGUGGGAGCUCUGUCCGCCACCGACCCCCUGCAUACGCUUUACGCUGCAAGGGCACAGCGUACGCCACCUGCUGCCACCUGCGUGGGUGACGUUCGAUGGGGUGACUGGCGGCCUCACGUAGCCAUUUUGUUGGCUAAUCCCUCAACUAAGCAGGAACAAGACCAAAGGACCGUCACCCAGUUUGGCGAUUCGCUAGCGGCCCGUGGACUUUUAUACUCAGCUCAGUUCUGCUACUUAACCGCGGGGAUGCCUUUCGCGCCUCACCCAUUGGCGCCUUAUGCGACGCCCACACCUGCCACGCCCAUUGCGCCACGCCUCUCGCUGCUAUUGGCUGAUGGAAAAGCCAACAACCUGUCACACUUCGCUACUAACCAGGCGAUAUUCGCAACUGAAAUUUACGAGUACGCAGUGUCGCUCAGUCAGGAUUAUAUCAUUGAUAAUUUGCAGGUAUACAAGUUUCUCUUAGCCACCCGGCUAGCAGAGUGUGGGUUUGUGGAACGAGCCCUAAGGUAUACGGAGGCAGUCGGUCGAGCUGCCCUCGCGAGACCACAAUCCCAGCCGCCGGCACUUCUUACUGCUGUUACACACCUUGCAGACAGACUAAAGUAUCACGACCCAGCCGAAGCAGCUGGCGAAGAUGUGGCUGAUACUGGGGAAGGAAGUGGUGAAGGUAGCGGGGAGCCUUCCCCUCGACAUACCCACUGGAUACAGGACGUUAGGGAUAUGGCGCACGCUGCUGUCAUCGCUUCGGCGGAAGCAUCUCAACAAAACACGCCGCAGCAUCAGCCGAUAGCAGACCCUUAUUCGCAACAGACCUGGGCUGAUCAGACAAUCCAACCUCAGAAUUACCCUGAAGUUCAGCAACAGGAUCCACAACCAGACUAUCCGCCUCCUGCCCAGUAUUAUCAGCCUCCCACUACCACUGCCACUUCCGCUCCUGCUCCCGCGCCCACUGAAAAUGAGCACGCGUAUACGGCCACAGAUGAUUUUAUGUACGGCGGCAACGAAACAGAUUAUACUUAUGGCGGCGAAUGGACAAGAGAUGAUCCCUAUUGGCAGGGUGAUUCUCAGUACCAAUAUGGAGAGCGCCCGCGUGGGCUGCGGCGGCGAGGUCCCGUGCCCGUGCCAAGGCCCCCGCGCCCCACUGCGCCGUGCCCCGCGCCCCGCCGGGUCCUUCGCCCUGCCCUCAGCGCCGGCCACUCGCCGCUCUUCAAGCCCCUGGUGUUCGGCGGGACCUACCCCAUCGACGAGCCCUGCGAUCGCGUCUCGUCCUCGGACGACGAGCAAGGAAUAGGUUUGCCCGACACGGUGAGGAUAUUCGAGUCGAUGCUCGCCCGCCGCGCCAAUAUGUAUCGCCGGGGGUACAGAGGUGGCCGAACGCCCCAAACGUUCGAAAUCGAUGAGCCCCUAGACCUUGCGGACACGCCCCGCGAAGCCUUCUUCCGUGAACGAGACGCGAAGUACUACGUCGCCGGACCGAAGACCUUCGACAUUGACGAACCCUUUAUACUUGAAUGA